GCGCGAAUUAGUGCUUAACUGGCACUUCCAAGCCAAACCACUUUCGGACUAUAACGCGAGGCUCUCCUGCGCCUUCUGGGGCAGGGCUUGACCCUGAUCGGCAGCCCCCAUAGUAUCUCGCGCGGCUAACCAAACACAGACGAGUCGCUGACGGUUUCGGCCAUGUGAAAUCUCAGGGCAAGAUCAAGGUAAGAGGUCUAUAUAAGAGAACCACGACCUUAUGGUAUGUGCAGAAUAUCUCCAUCUGUACUCUACACUCCGAAGAAGCGCAUCUUAGUCUUUUAUCACACCUUGAAGUCGACUUCUUUGGCAGUUUCACCACCACUUGGCAGCUAUCUUCACUUCCACUUAAACACAACCUAAACUCGUCGGUCUACCCUACCAACAUGCCCCUCAUCACCGGCCUUGUCAAGGGCAUUGGCUCCGGCAUAGGUUUGGCCGCGGAGGCCAUUGCCGACCAUAAAGAGAGAAAACAGGCCAAAGAGCGAGGAGUGUCCCCGAACACUCCCGGCGACAGUCCGGUGUCCGAACAGUCUUACUCUUCGUCAGGCGACCUGUACGGCCCAGACACCGAGAAGCGAGGCCGCCAGCCGCGCGAGGCCGAAGACAAUCCCACCUCCCCAUACUAUCUAGAGGACGAUAAAGCCGAAUGGGCAUUAGAUGAGGCAGCCGCGGAUCUGCCGCCUCCCUCCUACGACGAUUCGGCCUCGUCCACUCCCGUAUCGGCCGACGAGGCGGCAAGGGCCUUUCUCAACAACCACGAAGUCGCUCCGACCCCUAACCAGAGUUAUCAGCCGCUUCCCUGCCCUGUCAUCCUCCCACAGCGUCGACCGAAAGACAAAUCGCGAGGGUUCAUCCGGGCCUACGCGCCUGUGCUUGGCGAAUGUUCCGGCAUCGACGAGAGAACAUUCAUCGACUUCCUGAACGACCUGGACCGAGCGUCGCGCGCCAGCCCAGUAUUCGACGUGAUCAACAUGGCGUGCGUGGGAGCCGGGUUUGUGCCGAGCCCAAUAGCCAUGGGCGUGUCGAUCGCAGUCCAAGCCGCCAGCCGCACGGCCCAGGAAGUCCAGUCGCGGUACCGCCGCAACACGUACCUCGACCAGAUCAACGAGACUCUGUUCAAGCCGCGCGGGCUCUACUGCAUGAUCAUGACCUUCAAGCCGGACAACCCGUACGAGCCCAUCAUGGGCAUGGACGUCCGCUCGCUCUCGACCUCGCCUGAGCACCAGGCCCUGCUCAAAGCCACAGCCGUUCCGGAGUCCGGCAUGUCCCGGCAAAUGAAGAAGGUCCGUCUCACAUCGGGCGUCAGCCAGGGCGAGCUAUCCCUUCCGCAGGCCGCGCCGCUGGUCUAUCCCGGUCUCGACGCGGGUCUAGCCAAACAAGAAGAGGCGGUCUCUCCUUCCCGCCUCAAGGGUCUCAAAGCCUCCGCGGGUUUCGUGUCUGACUACUUGGACCGCCGAGCCCAGGCCCGCUACGCCGGCACGAACCCGGACAGCAGGCUCGCUGUGGCUCCGCCUCCCGAGAAGAAAUUCGCCUCGCGUUUCUCGGACCCCAACCACCCGGCCAACUCGGGUACCAUCCUGGGUCUCGUGACCGGCGGCAAAUUCGAUCCAAAGGCCAAACGCCGUGGCCAGAGAGCCCAGGAGCUUGCUCGCGCCCAAGGCUAUGAGUUGAGCGAGGCCGAAAUCAGAAAUGCCGAGAUGGGCAGAGAGCCCCGGCGUCCGAAGAAGGGUCUCGUCGGCCGCAUUUUGCACAAGGAUAUUUUGUAUCUCACUGUGGUCAAUUUGCCUUCCGAGGCCGAGAUCAAGGACAUGUUGCAGCAGUUGGAGUGCGCCAAGCAAGCAAAUCGCUGGUGCUGAAAUACUCAAAGCUUUUCUCGGGUGUCACGGAAACGGAGAGCAGGUUAAGGCUGCCUGUUAAGUGGCAGGGAAAGGGGACCGGCGAAUCAGUGAGAGUUAACCAAACUCCUGACGUUGGUUGUCACUUGGAUUAUAUACCUUGGGCCCGGGGCGUUAUACAGAUGGGCUUCGGCUUCGGCGCUUUUUUGGUUACAUAUACCCGCGUCCACGUCUGCGUACGGGACGAUGCCACUAUAUUAGAAUUUAAGACUUGCUACUUUUUCUUCUAUAUUAUAGAAUGAACCACACAAGAAAGCACUUGGUGCUUCCGAUACCUACUGGUCUGUAGAACAGUC
Molecule: messenger RNA, 2194 nt
Organism: Exophiala dermatitidis NIH/UT8656
Lineage: Eukaryota; Fungi; Ascomycota; Eurotiomycetes; Chaetothyriales; Herpotrichiellaceae
Exons: 1
Coding region: 387-1859 (490 amino acids)
Source: RefSeq, a predicted model, not a curated record